Molecule: messenger RNA, 1984 nt
Organism: Scleropages formosus (Asian bonytongue)
Lineage: Eukaryota; Metazoa; Chordata; Actinopteri; Osteoglossiformes; Osteoglossidae
Gene: sox18
Product: SRY-box transcription factor 18
Exons: 2
Coding region: 240-1538 (432 amino acids)
Biological process (GO): vasculogenesis; angiogenesis; lymphangiogenesis
Cellular component (GO): nucleus
Molecular function (GO): DNA-binding transcription activator activity, RNA polymerase II-specific; RNA polymerase II cis-regulatory region sequence-specific DNA binding
Source: RefSeq, a predicted model, not a curated record
CGGAAUAAAAAAAGUUCAGGAGGCAAGCCUUUUGACAGCAGCGCCGGAGAGGGAAUCUGCAGCUUGGGAUCUUGCUUCUUCGGCCGUUUCUUCCGAGGUGCCCGGGGUCAAGCCGCUCGCAUUCUCCUGCUUCGACUUUGUCUUUUACAUUUUUUUUUUUUUUUGCCCUUUCUCGAGAAAAGCAAGACUCACAAACGUCACCUAAGAGCAGCUGACAAACCCGAGGUUUUCUUGCUGGAAUGAAUAUAUCUGAGUCUAGUUACUGCAGAGAGGAGAGUUCUCAGCCCAGGGGCGAGUGUUCAUGGGUCACUAGCCCCAGCCCCGGCGCUGACCGCGGGCUGGGCUUCCACCAGACCCUCGCAGGACACUCGGGACACGCGGUGGGAGCGGGGCUCGGGGUGGAGGGCCGCGGCGCCGGCCCCGAUUCCAGCCAGCUGGGAGCUUCGAUCCUGGGCAGCGCCGAGGGCAAGAGCAGCCCGGAGUGCCGCAUCCGCAGGCCCAUGAAUGCCUUCAUGGUGUGGGCUAAAGAUGAGCGCAAGCGCCUGGCACUGCAGAACCCCGACCUGCACAACGCCGUCCUCAGCAAGAUGCUGGGCCAGUCCUGGAAGGCGCUGAGCACGCCGGAGAAGCGGCCCUUCGUGGAGGAGGCAGAGCGCCUGCGGCUCCAGCACCUCCAGGACCACCCCAACUACAAGUACCGGCCCAGGAGGAAAAAGCAGGCCAAGAAGAUGAAGCGCAUGGAGCCGGGCCUCCAGCUGCCCGGAGACGCCUACGGUCGGCCGAGCCACCCGGGCCACCCGGGCCACCCGGUGCACCACCACCGCCUGCUCCCGGCUCUCGGCCACUUCCACGACCGGCCUCAGGGACCCUCCGAGUUCGAGAGCUACGGUCUGCCCACGCCCGAGAUGUCCCCUUUGGACGUGCUGGACGAAGGAGGAGACUCCGUCUUCUUUCCUCCGCACAUGCAGGAGGACCUCAGCCUGGCUCCGUGGAUUAACUAUCACCACCAGCACCAUCACCACCAAGGCCACGGGCACGCCCACCUGCACAGCCAGGGCCACGGGCACCCGCAUCAGGGUCAGAAGGCACCGCUGGAGCCCCGCCCAGAGAAGUGCCACGUCCUGGGGGCCGUAAAUGGCCAAUAUGCCCAGAACCACGCCGGUCUGACUGAGGGCAGAAAGGCUCCGCAGCCCCCUGGCGGUUUAUACUACGGCCAGCUGUACACCGGCAGCCAGCAGACUGCCUUCACAUCCCACCUAGGCCAGCUGUCCCCUCCGCCCGAGUCCUCCAGCGCGCCCCACGUCCCCAGCCUGGACUCCGCAGAGCCGCUGGGCCCCUCUUCCGAGUUCUGGACGGAAGUGGAUCGUAACGAGUUCGACCAGUACCUGAACAUGAGUCGGACUCGCCUGGAGGGCUACAGCACCGCCAUGUCUAAGCUGGCGGGAAGACACACAUCCUGUGAGGAGAGCAGCCCCCUGAUAUCCGCCCUGUCGGACGCCAGCAGCGCCGUCUACUACAGUACCUGCAUCACAGGCUGAUCCGUCCUCUGGAGCGGACGACAGAACACGUCCCGGACAUUCCUGCGCACUUGCCCGCUCGUCCGUCUCCUCCCGAUACCGAGGUCGAGUACGGGGGACGCUUCCUUCUGCGUACUGCAGCCUUCUCGUCUACACCUUCAAUGAAUGAGUGUGUGUGUGUGUGUGUGUGUGUGUGUGUGUGUGUGUGUGUGUGUGUGUGUGUGUGUUUGUCAGUGACACUUCCACACACCUGUAGUUUGAAAUCUGCGCUAAGGACAAACCAUUGUAGAAUUUUUACAUUUCAUAACAUUUCUUGGAAAACACACUGUCAUGAGUAUUUCAUGUGCUUAUCAGUCACCAGAUUCCAUGUUCCUCUGUUUUACACGAAACGUUUGACAUCGAGUACUGUCUCCACACAACAGGAAUGUGAAGGGUUUUUUUGUGAAUGUAAAUUUAUCAGAAAAAAA